Messenger RNA from Fukomys damarensis (Damara mole-rat), 6183 nucleotides. RefSeq names its product class II major histocompatibility complex transactivator (gene Ciita). The coding region runs from base 49 to 3702 and encodes 1217 amino acids. Gene Ontology annotation, biological process: positive regulation of transcription by RNA polymerase II; inflammatory response; positive regulation of MHC class II biosynthetic process. Gene Ontology annotation, molecular function: ATP binding; protein binding. The transcript is spliced from 20 exons. Lineage: Eukaryota; Metazoa; Chordata; Mammalia; Rodentia; Bathyergidae. The record is from RefSeq and is a predicted model, not a curated record.
AGAGAUCCCGGGCUCGGCCAGCCAGCUGCUUUGUCCCUGAGCACUGCCAUGAAUCACUUCCAGACCAUCUUGGCCCAGGUGCGGGCACUGCUCUCCAGCCGCCAGCCGAGGCAGGUGCAAGCCCUCCUGGACAGACUGCUGGAGGAGGAGCUCCUGUCCAGGGAGUACCACUGCGCCCUGCUCCGGGAGCCUGAUGGCGAGGCUCUGGCCAGGAAGAUCUCCCUGACCCUGCUGGCGAAGGCGGACCUGGACUUGGCUUUCCUGGGCUGGGCGUGGAGCCAGCUGCAGGCCCCGAAGGUGGAGCGGGGCCCUGGCUGCAGGGACCGUGGUGGCAGUGGGCAGCGUGCUGCCAUGGAGCUGGGGCCCCUGGAAGGCAGCUACUUGGAGCUUCUUAACAGCGACGUUGACCCCUUGCACCUCUACCACUUCUAUGACCAGAUGGACUUGGCAGGAGAGGAAGAGAUCGAGCUCUGCUCAGAACCCGACAUGGACACCAUCAACUGUGACCAGUUCAGCAGGCUGCUGUGUGACAUAGAGGGAGAUGAAGAGACCAGAGAGGCGUACGCCAACAUCGCGGAACUGGACCAGUACGUGUUCCAGGAUGCCCAGCUGGAGGACCCGAGCAAGGACAUUUUCAUAGAGCACAUAGGACUGGAAGAAGUGACCAAUGAGAGUGUGGAGGUGCUGGAGGAAAUGGGGCAGAGAAGUCAGAAAAGAUCCUUCCCAGAGGAGCAUCCCACGGACCUGAAGCACAGGAAGUUAGCCGAGCCCCUCGCUGGGCCCAUAGUGACUGGCAGCUUCCUGGUGGGGCCGGCGAGCGGCUCCUCCCCACUGUCCUGCCAGCCACCACACGCUCUGUUCAACCGGAUGCCAGGCCCUGGCCAGACCCGCCUGGAGGAAGCUGUGAAGGUGCCUGCGGACCCCUCUGCGUCCUUGGUGAGCUGCGUGACUCUCCCUGCUGGACCCAUCCAGUUCAUCUCCACACUCCCCACUUUGCCCCAGGGGCUCUGGCAGGUCUCAGGCCUGGGCACAGGCGUCUCCAGUAUAUUAAUCUACCACAGUGAAGCGCCCCAGGCCAGCCACAAUCUCCCUUCCAGCAGCCCUGCUGUCCACAGCCUCCCGAAGUCCCCAGGCCGGCCUGGCUCCACCAGCCCCUUCGCUCCCUCUGCAGCUGACUUGCCCAGCAUGCCCGAGCCGGCCCUGACCUCCCGCACAGACGUGACAGAGGUCGAAACAUCCCCUUCCCCAUGCCAGGCAGCUGCAGAGGACACCAUCCAGCUUCCCAAAUGGCCUGAGACGGUGAGGCAGUUCCACCACUCGCUGCAGGACUGGCAUCAGGCGGAGCCCGCAGGCCCAGAGGACAUAACAGUGGAGGUGGAGCUGCUGAGAGCCCGGCUGGAGAAGGGCAGCCACAAGAGCCAGGAGAGGGAGCUGGCCACCGUGGACUGGGCCGAGCGCCAGCUGGCCAGUGGGGGGCUGGCCGAGGUGCUGCUGGCUCCCAGCGACCACCGGCGACCACGAGAGACCCGAGUGAUUGCCGUGCUGGGCAAGGCUGGGCAAGGGAAGAGCCAUUGGGCUCGGGCAGUGGGUCGGGCCUGGGCCCAUGGGCAGCUUCCGCAGUACGACUUUGUCUUCUACGUGCCCUGCUACUGCUUGGACCGCCCAGGGGACACCUACCGCCUGCAGGAUCUGCUCUGCUCCCCCGGCCUGCAGCCACUGGCCAUGGACGACGAAGUCUUCGGCCACAUCUCCAGGAGGCCCGACCGCAUCCUGCUCAUUCUGGAUGCCUUUGAGGAACUGGAAGCUCAGGACGGCUUCCUGCACCCAUUUCAGGUGGGUGCAGGUGCUGGCGGGCCUGCAUGCGCAGAGCCCUGCUCCCUCCGGGGGCUGCUGGCCGGGCUCCUUCAGCGCAGGCUGAUGCGAGGCUGCACCCUGCUCCUCACAGCCCAGCCUCGUGGGCGCCUGGCCCAGGUCCUGGGCAAGGCCGAUGCCCUGUUCGAGGUGGCCGGCUUCUCCACUGAACAGGCCCAGACAUACGUAAGGCGCUACUUCGAGGGCUCGGAGCACCAAGAGCGAGCUCUAACGCUCCUUCAGGACCAGCCGUUUCUCCUCAGUCACAGCCACAGCCCCACUCUGUGCCGGGCAGUGUGCCAGCUCUUGGAGACCUUGCUGCAGCGAGGGGCACAGGCUGAGCUGCCCUCCACACUCACAGGCCUCUAUGUUGGCCUGCUUGCCCCGGUGGCCCAGGACAGUCCCCCCGGGGCCCUGGCAGGGCUGGCCAAGCUGGCCUGGGAGCUGGGCCGCAAUCACCAAAGCACUCUGCGGGAGGGCCAGUUCCCGUCGGAGCAGGUGAGGACCUGGGCUGUGACCAAAGGCUUAGUGCAACCCGUUGCACAGCAGGUCCCGCGGGCUGCCCAGGCCGAGCUGGCCUUCUCCAGCUUCCUCCUGCAGUGCUUCCUGGGGGCCCUGUGGCUGGCUCUGAGCAGCGAAAUCAAGGACAAGGAGCUGCCGCAGUUUUUAGCACUGACCCCAAGGAAAAAGAGGCCCUAUGACAACUGGAUGGAGGCUGUGCCACGCUUUCUGGCUGGACUGGUUUUCCAGCCGCGAGCCCGCUGCCUGGGAGCACUGGUUGGGUGUGCAGCAGCUGCCUCGGCAGACAGGAAGCAGAAGGUACUCACCAGAUACCUGAAGCGCCUGCAGCCCGGGUUGCUGCAGGCCGGGCGGCUGCUGGAGCUGCUGCACUGUGCCCAUGAGGCCCACGAGGCUGGGAUCUGGACGCAUGUGGUACGGCAGCUGCCUGCGUGCCUCUCCUUCCUGGGCACACGGCUCACGCCACCUGAUGCCCAUGUGCUGGGCAAGGCCUUGCAGGCGGCCGACCAAGACUUCUCCCUGGACCUCCGCAGCACAGGCAUUGACCCCUCGGGCCUCGGGAGCCUCGUGGGACUCAGCUGCGUCACCCAUUUCAGGGCUGCCUUGAGUGACACCGUGGGGCUCUGGGGGUCGCUGCAGCAGCGCGGGGAAACCCAGCUACUCCAGGCAGCAGAGGAGAAGUUCACCAUCGAGCCAUUUAAGGCCAAGUCCCUGAAGGAUGUGGUAGACCUGGGCAACGUCGUGCAGACCCAGAGGCUGAGAAGUUCCUCCGAAGACACAGUCUGGGAGCUCCCCGCUGUCCGCGACCUGAAGAAGCUGGAGUUCGCGCUAGGCCCCACUUUGGGCCCCCAGGCUUUCCCCAAACUGGCAAGGAUCCUGCCAGCCUUUUCUUCCCUUCAGCAUCUGGACCUGGACUCGCUGAGCGAGAACAAGAUUGGGGACAAGGGUGUCUUGGAGCUCGCAGCCACCUUCCCUCAGCUGAAGGCACUGGAGACACUCAACCUGUCCCAGAACAGCAUCACGGACACCGGUGCCUGCAAGCUUGCGGAGGCCUUGCCCUCGCUCUCUGCGUCCCUUCUCAGGCUCAGCUUGUACAACAACUGCAUCUGCGAUGUGGGCGCCGAGAGCCUGGCGCGUGCGCUGCCUGAGAUGGGGUCCCUGCGGGUGAUAGACGUCCAGUACAACAAGUUCACGGCCGUGGGCGCCCAACAGCUGGCCGCCAGCCUGCAGAGGUGCCCGCGCAUGGAGACCCUGGCGAUAUGGACACCCACCAUCCCGUUUGGUGUCCAGGAAUACUUGCAGCAGCUGGACUCCCGGAUUAGCCUGCGAUGACAUUGCUGGGCCCUGGAGGAAGUGACCGGCAACACUGAGGACACUGACCACCUUGGACUUCGGCUGGGUACCUGGGGGCAGAGCUCGUCCCUGGGCUGUAUCCCCUGAGCCUCAGAGCCUGGCGUCUGGCCCCUAUGGGCUCAGGUCUGGCACUGCCGAGCUGUGUAGAUCCACAUCUUGCUCUGUGAGAAGACUCGGCCCAGCUCCAGGCUCCUCCAGGCCCAGGAAGACACCAGACUUGCUCAGCGGUGGAGCACCCAAGGCAGGGCUUGAGGUGUUCCCUGCAAACACUUGGACAGCCACAGCCAGGCCAGCAUGAGGGUCUGAGGCCGCCCUGUGUCCACCUGCUUGGGCCCUGGUCUGCUGGCCCCCAAACUGACAGGGAUUCUACAGCAGCUGCUAUCUGUCUGGGUCACUUACUGUUUGCACUAACUUUUGGCCAAGGUCAAAGCUGGGCCAAGCUCUGGAUCUUAGCCAGGACCAGCAAAUGGUUACACUAAGGGCUGAAGGGUGGGGAGACAGCUUGGGACCCCCCACCUCAUGCCCACCCUGGGCCUUUGCCUCCCCUGUCUUUCACUACAUUUUUAAUGUCAGCCUCAUGGAAAGGGAUGGGGUUUAUGUUUACACCAUGAUUUCUACUUUGGGGAACUACUGUUCUGGUUUAUCCGAUGCACACCAAGCCACCCCAAAGCAUGGCGGCUGGAAACAACACCGGACCCACUGGCUCACACUCCUGUCACUUGCGCAGGGCUCAGCAGGGACAGCUCCCUUUCCCCUCAGGAUUACCUGGGGCAGCUUGAAGGCUCCUCCACCUGCCUGUCUGCACUCGACUCUGGCUUCUGGCUGGGGCCUCGGCCCUGAGGAACAACAUCUGGCUGGAGACCUCUCUGUGGGGACGGAUUUGGGCUUCCUCAUAGCAUGGUGCAGGAUUGAAGGGGGACCGCUCAGCAAGAUGGAAGUCAGGUAGAGACAGAGGAGAAGAGAGGAAGAGGAGAGAGACCACAAAGGACAGUUGGUGACUUCUUUAUAGCCUAGCCUUCCACAUCACACCAAAUUGUUUCUGCCAUGCUCUCUGGGCCAGUGUGACAGGGGCUGCUUCCGUCCUGCUGCCCCCACUGUGCACACACACACACACACACGGCAGUGUCCGCCUGGGCCACAUCCUGUCCUCCCUGAAAGGGCCUUGCUCACGGCUUCCUGAGAUUCUGCGGAGACUCAUUCUUUGGAAGUCAGCAAGGCUGAAGCCACACAGAGGGGAGAGUUUGCCUUGGCCCGGAGCUCACCAUUCUGUCCCGGGAGCCACUUCUUGGCCAAGCUGGAAACCUCCCGGGUCUGCAGGAGCCAGAGAGGCCCUUGGCAGCUCUGCCUUCUGCCCAGAGAGCCGGCAGUGUGGCUGUUUUCUCUUAAGCCUGUCCCACUGGCCAGAAGCCCAAUCGUGGAUUGAUGGGGGCAACUUGCUCGCUGCUGGUGGCGGUGGGAGGCAGCUAGUCGGCCGCGGCUCCCAGCCCGAGUGCCCAGCCUUCCACACUGCUCCUCUCCCUGCAAGUGGGAGUUGAAGUCAGGAGGGUUGAGGUUCCAGCCUGGGGCCUGCGGGGGCGGAGACGCCUCCUUGGCACUGCAAAGGCUGUCACGUGUGUCACUCAGGUUUGGAGGGUGAAGAGCUCGGGCAUCACUGCUCGGGGGGGCCCCGGCAUUUGCAGGUGAUACGGACUCCAUGAAACCCCCUUUUGUGUGGCCAAGGUGUGAGCACUGUUGACUCUGGUGCCGUCACCUACUGCACCUGUCAGCCAGGUGGGCACACCUGAACCCUCUGCUUCUGAGGCAUUAGAAUGAGGCCAGAGGCUCUUGUUGUCCACGAUGACUUCUGAGUGGUGGCUACCACUUUAUGAGUUAAUUCACGUCGCACUUAUCACAGUGCAAGGGACAGGGUCCAUGUUCAGUAAAUGUGAAUUAUGGUCACCACGAGUUCCUCCUACCCCUCAGUGCAGUUCAUCACGUGUGCAAGUGAGGCUGCCUUGUGCCUCAUCACCUUUAUCUGCAAAAUGGGCCCAGGCGCUUCCUCCUAGGGUUACGGGACGAUCCCAGGAGAGAGCCUGGUGCACAGCUCAGUGUGUGCGGUCCCAGUUACACCUGCGCUCGCUCUUCCCGCCUCCUCUGACGGCUGACCUCUUGUGCUUCAGGUCUCUGUCAAGCACAGCUCCCCGGGAAGUCUGCUGACCACAGACAGCCCUCCCUGCCCCCUGCCACUCUCCAACCCCAUUGCAAUUCGUUGUCUGCUCUUUUCCUGGGCUGGGAGCUCCAGGAGGGCGGGGAACUGGCCUCUGCACCCUGCAAGGUGCCUGUGUACAGUAGGUGCUUAAUAAAUGUAGACUGGACGGACGAUCCUCAGCCGACUGGUUUAUUCACUCUGCAACUACAUACCAAAUACACAGCGGUGGGUAAGAUGAUCAUAUUUCUGUCUCUCUGGAGACUCUUGCAUUU